CGCAACAAACUCACAAAAAAGUAGAAAACUAGGUUAUUUCCACCAAGGGCAUAAUGGGAAAUAGGAACCGACUUAGAAGUCGCUGAAUCUGGCUCUACUAAAUACGCGUAAAUCGUCUUUUUUUUUUUUACUCUUUUUCUCGAACUGCAACAACAAUGGGUCACCGUGUUCCAAACGAUAUCGUGGAAGACAUCCUGGUUCGGCAAUCAGUGAAAUCCUUAACCCGAUUCAGGUGCGUUUCGAAAUCUUGGGACUCCAUCAUCACUGACCCCACUUUCAUUACCAGACACUUGAAGCUCAACCUUAACCAAUCCGAAUCAUUGAUAUCCACAAACACUCACAGUGGGUAUUUGCUAUAUACUACAAAGAAUGAGAAUAGUUCACCAUCUUCCAAACAUCUGUGUACUGUUGUUUGCAACAGUGACAGCACAUUGACCCAGAUUUCAAGGUUUGAAAUUCCCUCACUUUUUGAGAAAUAUAAUAUAGUUGGUUUCUGUAAUGGCUUGUUCUGUCUGGCUUGUUCUGACUAUUAUCUUAGCCACAUUAUAUAUUUGUGGAACCCAAGUAUUAGAAAGUUUGAGAAGCUUCUAGCUACUCCCCAUGGGUGGUCUGUUGUUGGACUUGCUUAUAAUUCUCAGAACAAUGACUACAAGAUUCUGAGACUUCGGCGGUCUUUUUUUGAGGUACAAGCCGAGGCCGAGAUUUACAGUUUGAGUACAGAUUCCUGGAGAAGGAUUGUAAUACCGAUGAAGAUCUUAAGAGGGUAUGAACCCAACUUUGGAACUAUUGAUAAGCUUGAUCCACCCUGUAUAUUUUUGAAUGGAGCUUCGCACACUGUAGCAAGGACUAGCCGCGGCCGUUUCAUUCUGUCCUUUGAUGUCAAUGAUGACAGCUCCCGUGCGAUAAAAUUUCCUUUUAAUUAUGUGGUUACGAAGUAUCGACUUGCAUUGUUUAAGGGAUCCCUAGCUGUUUUCGCUCUUAUGGGUGACUUAUGCGACAUAUGGGUUAUGGAGGAGUAUGGUGUGGCUGAGUCUUGGACCAGAAAAUAUACGGUACCAAUGAUUCGGGGUAGUGUUAAUUUCUAUGGCUGCACUGAUAAUGGUGAACUUUUGAUUAAGAAUGCCACUGGGCUGAUUUCAUUUGACCCUGAGAAUCGAAAUCAGAACUUUCUUGCAAUUGAAGAUGCUGAUUGGGUGGGUUUCACGGCUAAUUCAAUGGAGAGCUUGAUUUUACUCGAUGGCGGACGGAAGGGACGGAGAGAAUCUCGGAGAAGGCGAAAAGUGAAGGGUGAGAGGUGGCGUCGGCGACGAGAGGAGCGAGUGCGGAGCCAUGGAGAGACGAAGCUUACUUCACGAACUGCUUGAUCAGAUUAAAGCAAUGGAAUAUAUUUUGGUGGUAUAUCAUUGGAGCUAUAAAUUGAUGACUUCUUUUGAAGCUAUGUUAGUUGAUGGACUAUUUUGGUAUAUUUUUCUUAAGACAGUGAGUUUAGUAUUCUUGAAACUAUUUGGGAUUGUAUUUGAAGACUUUAUUGAUAAAGUUUUAGUUUGAUGGAUUUUAUAAGAAAGACUUGUUGGUUUGAUUU
Molecule: messenger RNA, 1582 nt
Organism: Quercus robur (English oak)
Lineage: Eukaryota; Viridiplantae; Streptophyta; Magnoliopsida; Fagales; Fagaceae
Product: F-box/kelch-repeat protein At3g23880-like
Exons: 3
Coding region: 156-1364 (402 amino acids)
Molecular function (GO): protein binding
Source: RefSeq, a predicted model, not a curated record